UUCGAAAAAAAUGGAAGAAUCAUCUGCAAAUGAGUCUUGCGAGAAUCUCACAUGCUACAUGGUGCUGGACGUGCUGGAAAGGAAAGCAAUCGGACCAAUUUGUCUCCUGGCUGGCUCUGUAACGCUGAUGGAGAAUGUUCUUGUCCUUGGGGUUAUUGCCACCACCGUGAGGCUGCGACAGAAGCCCUCUUACCUCUUCAUUGGCAGCCUUGCUCUGGCGGAUGUUUUCGCCAGCUGCUUCUUCACUACGAGUUUCCUGGACUUUCAUCUCUUGGAACGCAGGGACGGUCCGACUGCAUAUCUGUUCAAGUUAGGAGGAGUUACCAUGGCCUUCACUUCCUCAGUUGGCAGCUUACUGCUUACGGCUCUGGACCGAUACCUCUGCAUCCACCAGGCGUCAAGCUACAAGGUUCUGCUAACCCGCCGAAGAGCGCUGCUGAGUCUCCUGGUUCUCUGGUGCAUCACUAUCUUCAUCUCAUCCUGGCCGCUCUUGGGCUGGAGAUGCCCCACAGAGCUUUCCCCUCCCUGCUCACGUUUGUUCCCCUACAUCAGCCAGGACUACCUGGCCUGCUGGGUUACCUUUAUCCUGAUACUUCUUGCACUAAUUUUGGUGGCCUACGCACUGAUCCUGUGGAAGGCCCACCGUCAUGAAUCCUCCAUGACCAGCCUCCAGGGGGCAGCAGAUAAAGGCCAAGCCCGCAUGAGGAUGGAUAUCCGGCUGGCUCGCACUUUUGGUCUGAUUCUUCUCAUCCUGGUGGGCAGCUGGCUCCCUGUCCUCUCUUUCAUGCUAGUUGACAUGUCUAUAACCCUGACCCGUACCCACCAGAGAGCUUUUGCAUUUUGCAGCACCCUCUGCCUGCUCAAUUCUGCAAUCAACCCACUGCUUUACGCCCUGAGGUGCAGGGAGUUAAGAACGGCUCUGCGGCAGUCUCUACAAAGGACUGUGUGACUUUGGGAAGUGUAAGACGUGUAACAGAAACUUAAAUCAUACAAUACACUCUACAGAAGAAAACGUUUCUGCCGUGUC
Messenger RNA from Fundulus heteroclitus (mummichog), 1027 nucleotides. It is a transcript of the gene cnr2, whose product is annotated as cannabinoid receptor 2. Lineage: Eukaryota; Metazoa; Chordata; Actinopteri; Cyprinodontiformes; Fundulidae. Gene Ontology annotation, cellular component: membrane. Gene Ontology annotation, biological process: cannabinoid signaling pathway. Bases 11 to 949 code for a protein of 312 amino acids. The record is from RefSeq and is a predicted model, not a curated record. Gene Ontology annotation, molecular function: cannabinoid receptor activity. The transcript is spliced from 2 exons.